CCUCAGUCUAGAAGGACGUCAGUUCUAGUCUAUCGCUUAGAGUGCCUCAGACUACUACAAGAAAUACUAACCGAUUGGAGCAGCUAACGCAGGAUGGGCAGCUGGAGAGUUCUGUUUGUCGGCGUCGCAGCCUUCUGUGUCUGCAGUGCCGCAGGAGGGGCCAACAAUGACGUCGACAGCUACAUCUACGGCAUGAGCUACUCUCGAGACCAAAUCUUGGCCUACCACGGAGAAACCAAGACCAGCGUUCCAGUUCAAACUGAGGGAAAGGUUGAUGGCAACAAGAACUUCAUCGUCAUCACCAGAGAGAAGAAAUCUGCUCAAAGUGGAACGUCUGACAUCGGAGUAGUGUCUGCCAACGAACACAGAACCUACCCUGGAUCCUUGCUGCUGGCCAACCAGAGACUCAUGGACAACAACCCAGAUGUCUUGGCAGUUGCCCGUGCUCCCUUGACCUACACGGUAAAUCUGCCAGGAUUGACCACAGACGGCCACUUCUCCAUUGACCCUACCUUCGCUAACUACCAAUCCUCAAAGGAGAAAACCCUAAAAGCAUGGUUUGAUAAGUAUUCGAAGGACCACAACGUUGUCGCUAACUUCCAGAAUGACUUUACCUUUGCCUACAGCCAGGAAUACUUGCGAGUCAAAUUUGGUAUGGAGUUCAAGAACACCCAAGUUGAAGCCAGCAUUGAUUUCAGUGCGAUGCAGAACCAAGAAAAACUCAUCAUGAUUCAUAAAUUUAAACAGAUUUACUACACCGUCAGUGUGGAACCUCAAAAGAAACCCUCAGACCUGUUUGCCUCUUCAGUGACCGCCACAGAACUUAAACAGAAGACCAACAGCAGCAGCCCCCCAGUGAUUGUUGAUAGCGUGGCUUACGGAAGGACCAUUUACGUCAAGUUGGAGACAUCCUCUACUGACAAGGAGGCCAAGGCUACUCUCGCUACUAAAGCCUCGAAUUUCGAUAUCAAGGCGGAAGCUGAAACUGAAAUCAAGAGCAAGCUGAAGGACCUUAAAAUGCAAGUGUUUGUCCUUGGAGGAAGCACUGAGCACAUUGAGCUGAUUAACGCACAGACCUUCAAGGAUGUCAACAAUGUUCUGGUAAAAUACGCAAAAUUCUCCAAAGACAAUUUGGGAUUUCCUAUUUCCUACUCGGCCAACUUUAUCAAGGACAACUCCAGAGCUGUCGUCCAGAUGAGCACAGACUACAUUGAAACUACCAGAACUGUAAACUCCAAGGGAGUUCUCAGGAUCACCCACAAGGGAGGAUUCGUAAUGCAGUGGGCCAUAACAUGGAAGGAGGUGAACUACGACAAGAAUGGAAACAAGGUGUCAACUGAGGUCAGCUGGGACAAGAACUGGAAGUCUUUGACUGCUCCUUUCAGCCAGGACAUUGAACUCCCAGGAAAUGCUCAAGACAUCAACGUCUUCGCCAGGGAAGCCACCGGCCUGGCCUGGGAGUGGUGGCGCACAGUCAUUGACAAGAAGGGCAUCCCUCUAGUCGGAGAAAGAACAAUCACAGUCUGGGGCACAACUCUCCAUCCUGAGCAUUCUAUUUCUCCCAGUGCUUAAAAUACGGUUUAGGACUGACACUUUUUUGACAUGGUAAUUGAUUUUGAACUUUUGUGAUAUUUAUGUUUGAUAACUUUUAAAAUACUCUGACCAAAAAUAAAAUUAUAGAAUGUGUAUUGUCUCUGAAAUUAAUAUGAAUAGACUUGUUAAUGUAAGAUACUAAAUGUUUUUGUAUUGUUUAAAUGUCAUUUGACUGAAUUUUUAAUAAUAAAAACAGAAUUUUAUCACA
Macrosteles quadrilineatus (aster leafhopper) is the source of this 1801-nucleotide messenger RNA. Its product is annotated as tetanolysin-like. The transcript is spliced from 2 exons. Lineage: Eukaryota; Metazoa; Arthropoda; Insecta; Hemiptera; Cicadellidae. Gene Ontology annotation, molecular function: cholesterol binding. Bases 94 to 1572 code for a protein of 492 amino acids. The record is from RefSeq and is a predicted model, not a curated record.